Fundulus heteroclitus (mummichog) is the source of this 3897-nucleotide messenger RNA. It is a transcript of the gene atxn2l, whose product is annotated as ataxin 2-like. Gene Ontology annotation, cellular component: cytoplasmic stress granule. Gene Ontology annotation, biological process: cytoplasmic stress granule assembly. Gene Ontology annotation, molecular function: RNA binding. The coding region runs from base 30 to 3233 and encodes 1067 amino acids. The transcript is spliced from 23 exons. The record is from RefSeq and is a predicted model, not a curated record. Lineage: Eukaryota; Metazoa; Chordata; Actinopteri; Cyprinodontiformes; Fundulidae.
UUGGUACUGUCUAAGCCUUGUGCUUCGCAAUGCUGAAACCCCAGCAGCAAUCCGGCUCGGGCGGGAGAAAGACGACUAACGGAACAUCGGGGCCCGGCGGCAUGUCUUCCCCAGUCAGCGGCAUCAACAGCGGCGGCCGGACACCGGCUGGAAGGAAUCGUUCCUCUGCAAAGCCGUCGUUUCACUCCUCUCCUGUGUUUGAGGGCGUGUACAACAAUGCCAGAAUGCUUCACUUCCUCACAGCUGUAGUGGGUUCCACCUGUGAACUAAGAGUGAAGAACGGCAGUCUGUUCGAAGGCAUAUUUAAGACCCUCAGUUCUCGGUGUGAGCUGGCCGUGGAUGCUGUGCACAAACGCGGCGAGGAAGAGGGCUCGACGUCUGCGCCGCCUCGCAGGGAGGACAUCACAGACACCAUGAUCUUCAGCCCGUCGGACCUGGUCACAAUGAUCUGCAGAGACGUCGACCUCAACUUUGCUACCAGAGACACCUUCACAGACACCGCCAUCAGCUCCAGCCGCAUAAACGGAGAACACAAGGAGAAGGUUUUACAGAAAUGGGAGGGAGGAGACAGCAACGGGGAAAGUUAUGACCUCGAGAACGACGCCUCUAAUGGCUGGGACGCCAACGAGAUGUUCCGCUACAACGAAGUAAAAUACGGAGUCACGUCUACGUAUGAUUCCAGUCUCUCCAUGUAUACCGUUCCCUUAGAGAGGGGCAACUCGGAGGUGUAUCGGCAGAGGGAGGCCCGCGCCGCCCGCCUGGCCAGCGAGAUCGAGUCCAGCCCGCAGUAUCGCCAUCGCGUCGGCCUGGAGAACGACGAGGGCAAAACCGAGGAGGAGAAGUUCAGCUCCGUGCUGCGGGACGGCGCCGACCGCGAAAAGGGCCGCGAGAGCCCCCGUGACCGGGGGAGUGAGAAGGGCAGAGACAGCCCUGGAGCAGGCAGCAGAGAGGGAAAGUACAUCCCACUACCUCAACGACAGAGAGAGAUGAACCGAGACCGAGCAGAGAGAGGUCCCGGUGGGCCUCCGACCCACAGUCGGCUCGGCGGAGGCUACCGGCCCAACCCUUCGUCCUCCUCAUCAUCGCCGAGAGCCCCGCUGCCCUCCGCCGGCGGACCCCAGCCGGGAGUCUCUCCCUCGGAGAGGAGCAGUCCUCUGUCGAGUCGAGGCGGCGCCUACGCCCCCCACCACCCGCAGGGCAGUCCCAGCCCCGGCUCCGGUCCCGCCAGCCCGUACGCGCCGGCCUCCCCCGGUGGAGCGGCGGCCGCCCCGGCCUCCGCUUCGACCGCCACGUCUCCAUCCAGCCCGCCCGCCCCUCACGGACACGCCGUUCCUCAUUCCCACUCGCUGCCGCUCUCUCUGUCCGACGCCGGCCGACCCGUUAACGGAGUUUCCGCCAGAACGUCUCCCAAAGCCCAAAGACCUCCACAGUCAAGCCGGACAAACCGCGCUCCAAACACACACCCUCAGUCCACCGGUACCAGCUGGCAGUCCAAUUCAAUAAAACCCACUCGCUCUCCUAAAUCAGGCUCUUCCCAGGACACGCCUUACUUGGACACUUCGUCCGUCUCUCUGCCUGCGCAGAAGACGUCAGGCCCCGCCCCCCUCUUCCCCGUAGAUGUGAAUGAGAUCCUCGGUGCAGCUGCUAAGGAGCGCUCUGCAGAAAGCCCCGGCAGCACGGAGGACAGCAAGAGCAGCAAAGCUCCUUCGGUUCAGCAAAGGUCACAAAUUGAAGAGCUGCGGAAAUUUGGCAAAGAAUUCAGGCUCCAGCCAAGUGGAGCCGGCUCCAGCUCCCCCAGCUCUCCGGCGGCAGCAACGCCGCCUUCAGUCAGCGAGGUCGCCCAAUCAGGCGCGGCCAAGCCUCCAUCAGACGCCCACCCUCCCUCAGAGCCCAAACCUCAGCCUCAGGCUCCCAGUCCUUCCCAGACCCAACCUCAGCAUUCACCAGCUCUCUCCGAGGAGCCAGCCAAGGACGCCACAACCCCGCUGGGUGCUGCAGCCGCCGCCCCCACAGCGCCCAUUCCAGACCGGCAAUCACCAGCGACCCCUCAGCCAGCCAGGACCCCGGGAACAGAGGACGGCAGGUCUGAGGCGUCAGAGCGCACCGACGGCGUGGCGGACAAUUCUGCGUCUUUCAGCCAAGUGAAGAAAUCGACCUUAAAUCCAAACGCGAAGGAGUUCAACCCAAACAAGGUUCAGAUACCCAUGACAAAGCCCAACUCUGCACCGACCCCUCCUCGUCCGACUCCUCCCAGCCCGGUGGUCCUGCAGCACCCAGGUGGGCAGGGGCCGCUCUACAAUGCUCCCUACCUCUCCUACGUUUCACAGAUUCACCCCGUGCAGGCUCCACAAAUGUACCAGUACACCAUGUCCACAGUGAACCAAGGCAAAUACCCCAGAGGCAAAGUGCCCACGCGGCCUGAGACGUCACAGAUGCUGCAGGCUGCAUCAGCAGCUGGAGCCCCCCUGGUGGCGUCGCCCUACGCUCAGUCCUACCUGCAGUACAACCCGCAGCAGUACAGCCAGCAGCAGGUCAUCCAGGCCAUGACGCCCUACCCUGGACAGCCCAUGUACUCCAUGCUGCAGGGUGGAGCGAGGAUGAUAGGUCAAGGUAGCGGCCCCCAUCCCCAGGCCCUCGGCCCCCCCGGUGGACCUCAGUUCUCGGCGCAGGGAGACGGUCCUCAGGGGCCGCAGCAGGGCAUCUACGCUCCACAGUCGUUCUCCCAUCACUCGGGUGCGGUUCAUCAGCCGCAGCCUUCCAGCACCCCGACGGGCAACCAGCCGCCCCCCCAGCACGCCGCGCCGAGCCCCGGACAGACCUUCGUCUCCUUGCAGAACGCCCAGUCCGGCCCGCAGCCCCAGUCGUUGUACCACUCAGGUCCGCUGUCGGCGCCCACCCCACCCAACAUGGCUCCGGGUCACACGUCCCCACAGGGAUCUUACCCCAUUCAGGGCUACAGCAUCCACAGCCACCAGGGCCUCCCGCCGGCCUACCCCCUGGGCCAGUUAACGCAGGCCCACGUUCAAGGAGCAAUGGCGGGUCCUCACCACUCGGGCAGCCAUGGCCAGCCUCAGUUAGUAAUGUUGCAGACUCCUCAGCAGGGUCCCGGCGGCGUCCCCCAGCACCCCCAACACGGGCCGCAGCAGGGACCCCACCAGCACUUUUACAUAGGACACCCACAAGCGAUGCAGGUACAAACACACCCUGCCACCUUCCAUCCCCCUGGAAACUAACGCCCUGCUCCCAUCCUCCAUGACGUCCUGAGCUCCCCCUCUUCCUCCUACUCCUCCUCCUCCUCCUCCUCCUGCUGCUGGACAUGCGGUCCAGGGCGGAGCGACUCAGAACUGACAGACAGACGACGAUUCUCGCAGCACCUUAAUCUCCUGCUGUGCCGUCGGUCAUCAGCGGGAACCUCAGCUCCAGUCGAGGACAGUUUUAUUCUUUGUGACGAGGGAACAGCAGCGGCGUCGUCCUCCAGCUGCUGCUGAGCUCUUCCCUCCACCUUCUUCCCUUUUUUUUUUUUGUUUUUUUUGUUGUUUUUUUUUUGGACACGAUGCACCUUGCUGGGCAGACCAGUGAGAGAAUCAGAAACAGAUGGGGGAGGGGGGACGGGGGCGCCACAGCAGCAGCAGCAGCAGCAGACCUUUUUUCUCUUCCAGAAAUGUUUUUAGAGCCUUGUGAGGUUUUGUAUCCACCACAACAACACAAACAGACCAACGUGUAAGAUUAACCACACCUGAGAAGGGAGGCGAAGACGUGACGGGACUUUUAGCAAAAAAAAAAACAUUUUUAAAACUCGGAUCUAGUAGUUGAACAUCUGCCCCUUUGCCCUUCUUCUCUCCUGUAGAAAAAUAUAAUUAAUUAAAAAAAAAUAAAAAAUGGACAAGACAAAAAAAA